AUGUUUUUUGUGCCACGAAGACAUUGGAAGCACCACAUAAAAAUCCCUUCCGUCUCAGAUCCUGUUCCUCUAAAAGAAACUUGCAGGAACGACAUAAAAACAAUUUCUCUUCCUAAAGGUGCUGAUGGUAUCCCGUAUGCAGAAAUAGAAGUAAUACGAAGUGACUGUGGGCAGCUCUGCAAUACUUCGCGACCCGGACAUGGUUUGAAAGUGGCUCCAAAACAGAUUCCAGAAAGACUUCUUAAGGAUUUUACAAUGAAUUUUCGACUGCCAGUUUCAGAUUAUUACUUUAAUAGUCAAUAUCUCAAUGCAAAAAGUAGAACACCAAUAUGGACAAAAGAAAAUGUGGAACAACAGGUCUCUCUAGCAAGGAGAGGAGUUUUAGGUGGAAAUUAUGGCAGAUCUGAAACUAACGCGUUAAGAGAUGGAAUACAGCAUGCUCCUGGCGUCAAAGGUGGGCGUGUCUUGGUGAUAGGGUCUGAGAGUCCAUGGGUUGAGGCAUGCGUAUUGGAAGCCGGCGCGAAGGAAGUUGUUACUCUUGAAUAUGGAGAAAUUAAAUCCCUGCAUCCGCAAAUUAAAACUUACAUUCCUAGAGAAUUUAGGAGGGCUUUUCUUAACAAGUCACUUGGUGCAUUUGACGCUGUGGUAACAUUUAGCUCUGUUGAACACUCUGGUCUAGGUAGAUAUGGCGAUGGAAUUAAUCCAUGGGGAGAUAUCAUUGCAAUCGCGAGGGCAUGGUGUGUGACUAAAACAGGUGGAUCGCUCACAAUUGGAGUAAUGUAUGAUAAUGAAAAAGAUUACAUAAGAUACAAUGCUGAUCGAUAUUAUGGGAAAAUAAGAUACCCGUAUCUCGCCACCAACUGGAAACAACACUACAGAGGACGUGGAAUUCAAAGAGUUCAUGUGUUCAUAAAACCAUAA
Saccostrea echinata is the source of this 921-nucleotide messenger RNA. RefSeq lists its product as uncharacterized. NCBI's taxonomy places the organism in Eukaryota, Metazoa, Mollusca, Bivalvia, Ostreida, Ostreidae. The transcript has 2 exons. Bases 1 to 921 code for a protein of 306 amino acids. The record is from RefSeq and is a predicted model, not a curated record.